Colletotrichum graminicola M1.001 is the source of this 1488-nucleotide messenger RNA. RefSeq names its product FMN-dependent dehydrogenase. Bases 1 to 1488 code for a protein of 495 amino acids. The record is from RefSeq and is a predicted model, not a curated record. The transcript is spliced from 4 exons. NCBI's taxonomy places the organism in Eukaryota, Fungi, Ascomycota, Sordariomycetes, Glomerellales, Glomerellaceae. Gene Ontology annotation, molecular function: heme binding; oxidoreductase activity.
AUGUCCAAGGUUUUCACUGCUGAAGAAGUGGUCAAGCACAACACACCCGAGAGCUGUUGGGUGGUGCUCUACGGCAAAGUGUACGAUGUGACCGAAUUCCUCCCCUCCCACCCUGGCGGAUCCAAGAUCAUUGUGAAGCUUUCCGGCAAAGAUGCAACAGACGAGUACGACCCCAUCCACCCCCCGGGUACCCUCGAGGAGAACCUCCUGCCCGAAAAAUGCCUCGGUACUGUAGACCCCGAGUCUUUGGCGAUAUUACAGCCCGCACCCGCGAAAGCGGAGUCCCAGAAGCCCACGGAGGGCCCACCGAGGCUAGAGACGCUGCUCAACAUCGAGGAGAUUGAGGAGGCCGCUACAAAGCUUAUCCCGAAGAAGGCAUGGGCAUACUACUUCUCGGCUAGCGACGACUUAUGGACCAAGAGCAACAACAACAAGGCAUACAGACAGAUUCUGCUGCGGCCGCGGGUUUUUGUCGACUGCACGAAGGUUGAUACCUCUACAAACCUGUUGGGCCACCAUGUAGGAAUUCCUCUGUUUGUGGCACCGGCGGCCAUGGCGAGACUUGCACACCCGGAUGGUGAGCGCGGCAUUGCAAGGGCGGCGGCCAAGUUCAACGCGAUGCAGUGCGUGUCGAACAACGCGUCGAUGACGCCGGAGCAGAUCAUCGAGGGCUCCCCCGAGGGCCAAGUUUUUGGGUGGCAACUCUACGUCCAAAAUGACAGGGCCAAGAGCGAGGCAAUGCUAAAGCGCAUCAACGCCAUGAAGGACCGCUAUAAAUACAUCACACUGACAUUGGACGCUCCGUGGCCUGGAAAGCGUGAGCUCGACGAGAAGCAGCAGUUCGAGGGCGCAUUCGAGGUCGAGUCCGAGUCAAACUCCAAGAGCGACGAGGCCAAACGGCCCGGCGGCGGCGGUGUGGGGCAACAGCUGUUCUUCGGCACGGCAGCCGACCUGACUUGGAAGACGACUCUGCCUUGGCUGGCACAGCAUACAGACUUGCCCAUCGUCUUGAAGGGACUGCAGACGCACGAGGAUGCCUACCUUGCGGCCAGAUACGCUCCGCAAGUAAAGGCCAUCAUCCUGUCGAACCACGGUGGCCGUGCCCUUGACACGGCGCCUCCCGCUGUCCAUACGCUGCUGGAGAUCCGCAAGUAUUGCCCCGAGGUCUUUGAUAAGAUUGAGGUCUGGGUCGAUGGCGGAAUCAAGCGCGGAACCGACAUCGUCAAGGCUCUCUGCUUGGGCGCAAAGGCGGUAGGUAUCGGUCGAGCCGCGCUGUUCGGUCUCGGCGCCGGUGGCCAGGCCGGUGUUGAGAGGACAUAUGAGAUCCUCAAAGGAGAGAUGGAGACGUGCAUGAGGCUUCUCGGCGCCAAAAGCGUCAGCGACCUGGGUCCCCAUUUUAUUAAUACCCGCGCGGUGGAGAGAGAUAUUUACGACGGCGAAUCUGGGAUCGAGAACAAGAUUGGCCUAUGGGCGAAGUCAAAGCUGUAA